Molecule: messenger RNA, 2238 nt
Organism: Brassica rapa (field mustard)
Lineage: Eukaryota; Viridiplantae; Streptophyta; Magnoliopsida; Brassicales; Brassicaceae
Product: protein DETOXIFICATION 25
Biological process (GO): xenobiotic detoxification by transmembrane export across the plasma membrane
Cellular component (GO): membrane
Molecular function (GO): xenobiotic transmembrane transporter activity; antiporter activity
Source: RefSeq, a predicted model, not a curated record
AUGAGUGGAGGUGGUGGAGAAAUGGAAGAGAGACUGCUAAGUGGGUCAGAGAUAGAACAGAGGAGAGAGAGUCUCUACCUGAGAAAGAAAAUUUGGAGUGAAGUAAAAAAAAUGUGGAGAAUAGCUUUACCAUCUACUUUGUUCAGAGUGAUGUCGUUUGGCUGCAUAGUGGUGGCUCAAGCCUUCAUUGGUCACAACAGUGAAAUGGGUCUCGCUGCAUAUGCUCUCCUUCAAAGCACUUUCAUUCGUUUCAUCUAUGGUGUUAUGGCAGGUAUGUCAAGCGCGACGGAGACGCUAUGUGGACAAGCCUACGGAGCACAACAAUAUCACAUGAUGGGGAUCUAUCUACAACGUUCUUGGAUAGUAGACACAUUUACAGCCACCCUUUUUGUCCCUUUCAUAGUCUUUGCUGGUCCCAUUCUUCGGUUACUAGGUCAAAACAUUGAGAUCACCAAGACCGUAGACGAGAUCUACCUUUGGGUCAUCCCUUAUCUAUACAGCCUCGUAUUCACCAUGACAAUGCAAAUGUACCUCCAAGCGCAGAUGAAAAACGCUAUCAUAGGCGUUCUCUCGACCAUAGCCUUGGUCUUGGACAUUGUGGCCACUUGGUGGUUCGUGAGAGUGAUGGGGAUGGGAAUCCAUGGUGCGCUUCUAGGACUUAAUCUAAGCUCGUGGUCAGUGGUUAUAGCCGAGUUUGUGUACGUGUUUGGAGGGUGGUGCCCGCAUACUUGGACCGGCUUUAGCACUGCUGCUUUUGUUGAUCUUAUUCCCAUGCUCAAGUUAUCCAUUUCCUCUGGCUUCAUGAUUUGCUUGGAGUACUGGUAUAUGAGCAUCAUCGUCUUAAUGUCAGGAUAUACAAAGGAUGCAAAUAUUGCAAUUUCUGCGUUUUCCAUAUGCCAAUAUACCUACACAUGGGAGUUGAACAUAUGCUUAGGCUUGUUGGGUGCAGCAUGCGUAAGAGUAGCAAACGAAUUGGGAAAAGGAGACGCAGAAGCGGUGAGAUUCUCAAUAAAAGUGGUGCUUGUGGUAUCAGCGGUGAUUGGUGUGAUAUGCUCUGCUCUUUGUCUAGCGUUUGGUGGUCAAAUUUCGUAUUUGUUCUCUGAUAGCCACCAAGUUUCAAAGGCAGUAGCUGAUCUCUCCAUCGUCCUUAGCAUAUCCAUACUCUUAAACAUCAUCCAGCCCAUUCUAUCUGGGGUAGCUAUUGGAGCAGGGAUGCAGAGUAUGGUAGCAUUUGUGAACUUGGCAACUUAUUAUGCAAUUGGUGUUCCUUUAGGGUUCAUCCUUAUUAACAUUUUCCAUUUUGGUGUUAAGGGACUCUGGUCUGGAAUGUUGGCUGGAGUUGGUAUCCAAACGUUGAUAUUGUCUUAUGUUAUUUACAAGACUGACUGGGAAAUGGAGGUAAAGAAGACGAAGGAGCGUAUGAAAACAUGGACUCUAAAGUUACCUUCUGCAGAAUCAAGUUCUACUAUCUCGAUGAGAGAUGAAGAGAGGAAGUGAUUAUAUAUAUAUAUAUAUAUAUAUAUAUAUAUAUAUAUAUAUCUAGUUUAAAGAAAAUCUAAGAAUAUUCUUUUUGUCUUUUGAAAAAGAAUAUUUAUGCAUGGUAUUCUGUGUUUUUGAACUCGUUUAAGAAAAUGAAGUACCUUUGUUGAGAUUGCAUUAUUAGGUUAAUGCAACUCUCAUAACUUUGUAACGAGGUUAAUAAGGUCGAUCUUUCUUUUAUACUCGUACAAAAAAAUUGUUAUUCGGAUUUUUGUUUUAGUUUAUCUUUCUUUUGUCUACUUUAUAUAUACCUUGAGUUUUGACUGUGGUAUGUACUUUGGUUGUGGAAAAAAUGAUUUGUUUGAGUACUUGUAAACAUGGGUUUUGACAAAGAGCUCUUAUGUAGUAUAUUUCAAGGAAGUUUUACAAAAAAAAGCACAUCAGUUUAGCAUAUACACUGAUAUCAUUCCAAUCCUUACACAACGAUUUGCUGUCUGUCAGUGGAUUUCAUAAAUGUCAAGUGAUUAAGUGAUGUCUCCGUGGAAAAAAUAGCAAACCGUUAUCUUGAUGGUAAAAUACACAGAUAACAAUCCAAUCCUUACACAUGUAGUUUGUUAAUAACCUUUGCAUCAGAGAUUCUAUUUGAGAACAAAGAUAAUGAAAGCAAUGGCGACAUCCUCCAACACAUUUUGUUUGCAGUAUGUUUUCUUCACUUUGUCUUUCUUUACAAUUGAAAGAAGGUUUCAUUGUUAUUUGUUG